AUGUCUCAAAGCAGUGUUAAAAGAACAGCGAUUGGUAUUGAUCUUGGAACAACAUAUUCAUGCGCUGCUGCUUGGUUUCGCCAAAAAAACCGGGUAGAGAUCAUACCUAAUGAGCAGGGAAAUCAUGUCACUCCGUCUUUCGUAGCUGUCAAUGAUACCGAGAUCGUGGUAGGGGAGGGUGCAAAACUCCAAAUCAUUAGGAAAGCUACCAACACAAUCUUUGAUGUCAAGCGUAUGAUCGGGAAAAGGUUUCAAGAUCCUCAACUGCAGAAGGAUUUAGAGGCAUGGCCUUUUAAGAUCAUUGAAGGCCCUAGGGCGAAGCCAAAUGUUGUUGUCGAGUUUGAGGGCAAAAAAAAAACAUUUGCACCAGAAGAAUUAUCUGCCAUGGUGCUCAAAAAGAUUAAAGAAGUUGCUGAGAAGUUUCUUGGAACAGAGGUGACAGAUGCGGUGAUCACUGUUCCAGCUUAUUUUAACAACCAGCAACGCGAGGCAACAAAGGAAGCGGGGAAACUAGCAGGUCUUAAUGUGCUGCGUUUGAUUAAUGAGCCUACCGCUGCGGCAGUUGCAUAUGGGGUGGACAAUAUGGGUGACACAGAAUGGAACAAGGACAAGAAUGUUUUGGUUUUUGAUUUAGGUGGUGGAACCUUUGAUGUAUCUCUUUUGACAGUCAGUAAAAAGGGUGGCAUUGUGGUAAAAGCUGUUGGUGGCGACACUCAUUUAGGUGGUGAUGAAUUUGAUACCGCGCUCCUUAAUCACUGCAUAGAAGAAUUUCAAAAAAUGAAUGAACACGACAUAAGAGGGAAUCCAAGAGCAUUGGGGAGGUUGAAAGUUGCUUGUGAGAAAGCAAAGAGGGAUUUGUCCUCAACCAGCGUGGCUUACAUUGAACUUGAUUGCUUACAUAUGGGAUUCGACUUUUCUAUUACCAUCAGCCGAGCUAAAUUUGAGGAACUAAAUUCAGUGUUUUUCAGAAAUUGCAUUCAACUGGUUGAAAAUUGUUUGAAUGAUGGAAAUAUGAAAAAGGAUGAUAUAGAUGAAGUUGUUCUCGUUGGGGGUUCAACCAGGAUUCCGAAGAUUCAACAAAUGUUGAAGGAUUUUUUUGAUGGCAAGACACUUUGCAUGAGUAUGAAUGGCGAUGAAGCUGUUGCAUUUGGUGCUGCAAUUUUGGCUUCAAGGUUAGCUGGCGAAACUGAUGGUAAGGAGGAUAUGAUCCAGGAUGUGGUCUUACAGGAUGUUACUCCUCUAUCAUUAGGAAUAAAGGCGGGUAAAAAUGGUGAAAUGAAAGUAAUUAUACCCAGGAACACGCCGGUUCCUACAAGAAAGAGGAAAAUAUUUUAUUCGUCUGGCAACAAUUCCGCAAUACAUAUUUUGGUGUACCAGGGUGAAAGCGUCAAUGUUGAGGAGAACUUAUUACUUGGCGAGUUCAACCUAUACGGGAUUACUCUUAGUUCUACUGACGGGGUAGCAGAGAUAGAGAUUUGCUUCAGUAUUGAUGUUAAUGGGAUCCUCCUGGUCUCUGGAAAGGAAAUUUCUACAGGUCAGAAAAAAACAACUACAAUUGCUAAGACCUAAAAUCGGUAUGAGAUCUGAAAGAAGUUAACUAUGUCGUUGGCACACUUGGCUAAGGUCGGAACAUA
Messenger RNA from Erigeron canadensis, 1634 nucleotides. RefSeq names its product heat shock cognate 70 kDa protein. NCBI's taxonomy places the organism in Eukaryota, Viridiplantae, Streptophyta, Magnoliopsida, Asterales, Asteraceae. Bases 1 to 1569 code for a protein of 522 amino acids. Gene Ontology annotation, biological process: cellular response to unfolded protein; protein refolding. The transcript has 2 exons. The record is from RefSeq and is a predicted model, not a curated record. Gene Ontology annotation, molecular function: heat shock protein binding; ATP-dependent protein folding chaperone; ATP hydrolysis activity. Gene Ontology annotation, cellular component: cytoplasm.